Spea bombifrons (plains spadefoot toad) is the source of this 1863-nucleotide messenger RNA. It is a transcript of the gene CEP43, whose product is annotated as centrosomal protein 43. The record is from RefSeq and is a predicted model, not a curated record. Gene Ontology annotation, biological process: microtubule anchoring. The coding region runs from base 182 to 1636 and encodes 484 amino acids. Gene Ontology annotation, molecular function: protein binding; calcium ion binding. NCBI's taxonomy places the organism in Eukaryota, Metazoa, Chordata, Amphibia, Anura, Pelobatidae. The transcript has 19 exons. Gene Ontology annotation, cellular component: centrosome.
ACGUAGAACGUGAUCGACUGCUUUUCGCUGAAGACUUGAGCAGUUGCCGGGAUGUUCUUAUAAUCUAUUGGCUGUAUUAAUAGUACCCAGGUUUAUUUCGGGCCGACGCAACGGCUGGGCUUCAUAACUGCAGACUUUGUGUCAUAUACACGCUUUCUGUUUGCUUUGGUGGUGGAAAACAAUGUCUGCAGUAGAUGAAGACACAGAGUUAAGGGAUCUACUGAUACAAACACUUGAAAACAAUGGUGUGCUCAACAAAAUCAAGGCAGAAUUGAGAGCAUCUGUGUUUUUAGCCUUGGAAGAACAAGAGAAAGUGGAGAACAAGACACCACUUGUUAAUGAAAGUUUGAAGAGAUUCCUUAAUACAAGAGAUGGUCGUUUGGUAACAAGCCUUUUCACUGAAUUCCUCCAGUUUUUCAAUCUUGACUUUACAUUGGCAGUAUUUCAACCUGAAGCAUGCCUGGGAAAUGCAACAGAUGAGCGAAGUUAUUUAGCCAAAGACCUUGGGAUUAUAGAAUCAGAAGGUACUAAAAGUAGCCCGUUAGUACUUGAACUGGUCAAAAAAUGGCAUCAAAAAGACAAGAUUAUUAGUGGUGAAGGUGAUAAACUUAUCUCUCUUCCUAAGGAGUUAUCACCAAAGCAAAUAGCAGAAGCUCAGAAGAAGUUUGAGUUUUACGAUAAGGAUAGAAAUGGAGAAAUUAGCAAAAAUGAGCUACGGACCCUUUUUAUUGAUCUUUUCCCCCAUUUUCAUAGAAAUAUGCUGGAGAGAUAUGUUACUGAUGAGUUCAAAGCUGCUGAUAAAGACUUAAAUAAUGGAAUUGACUUCCGCGAAUUCAUUGGAAUGUACAAGCGCUUGUUUAUUCAAUGUAGAAGCGUUGUAGCACACGAUGUACCCGACAUCAUACACUCCCCACGGAGAAUGCUCGAUGGAAAGAGCAGUGCUCAGGGCACACUGAGCAAGACGGACAGCACGAGUGAAAAAAAUAGCUCUAGAGAUUCAAAGAAAAAACACGAGAACCCAACUCAAGUGAAUGAUGUAAAACAAGACUUCAAACUUGGCAAACUUUCCCUUGAGUCUUUGGAACGAAAAACUCCAGAACUGGAUGAAGAUGAUGGCGAAGGGGAUUCUUUCUUUGAUGAUCCUAUACCGAAACCAGAGAAAACGUAUGGUUGCCAUUCCCCGGCUGGUGAUUAUAACUCAGGUGACCCUGUAUCUGAAACUCAAGGGCGUCCAUCCCAAAAAUUGAAAACGCAACCAAGCAAAUUCGACGAAACUCCUUCUGCUCGCUCGAAUUCACCGUCGGCCAAGACGGAGCCAAGUUCCCUCUCUGACGCACCUGACCUAAAACAGUCUGACCGAGAGAACCGCCUUGCCUCUUUGAAGGACUUUAACACAGCAACCAGCAAAAUAGCCACUCUGGAGCUAGGAGCUGGUAAAGAAGAUGACUAUUUUGACGAUUUCAAUAGCACUAGUCACCGGUCGGACAAAAGCGAAGUGAGUAUUGGUGAGGAAAUUGAAGAAGAGGAUCUAUCUGUAGAUGAUCUAAUGGGCAGUGACAAGCUCGAAGACCUUACAGUGGAUCACACUAUAUCCCAAACCAGUGAUGUUGCAGAUUACUUGGAAGAGGUUUCAUAGACUUUGCAAGAACAUUUUUUUUUCCCUUCAAUAUAUAACAAAACCUACAUGAAAAAGCGACUAUUUUCAUUACUAGCUUUUUGGAUGUUACAAAUUAGCUGCCUUUCUUCCUUUCAGGAAUCCAGACCGUUUUUGUUUUGUUUUUGGGAGGGGGGCUGCAUGUGGUUUGAUCAAAGAUCUGUGUUAAUAUUCAAAUAUUCUAAUAUUAAAGAAAAAAAAAAAACCCA